Pseudozyma flocculosa PF-1 is the source of this 1737-nucleotide messenger RNA. RefSeq lists its product as uncharacterized. The coding region runs from base 1 to 1737 and encodes 578 amino acids. Gene Ontology annotation, molecular function: ubiquitin binding. The record is from RefSeq and is a predicted model, not a curated record. Gene Ontology annotation, cellular component: endoplasmic reticulum. Lineage: Eukaryota; Fungi; Basidiomycota; Ustilaginomycetes; Ustilaginales; Ustilaginaceae. The transcript is spliced from 2 exons.
AUGGACGAAGUUUCAAGACAGGCCGCAGCUGCCGAUCUGCGCAAUGUCCUGCGGGCCUCUGGGACGGCGCUGCCCGACGAAGCCAUGCUCACCACCCUGCUGGAAAUCGAGGGCUGGGACGUCCAGAGGGCGGCCCGGGCGAUACAGGACGACAGCGCCGCCGAGCGCAGGCGGAGCGGUGCCGAUGACGAGGAGAUCGCGCGAUCCUUUGCUGCCAGACCUCCGGUCAGCGCAUUCGAGGUCGACGACGGCCUUGCAGCAAGGCGUGCCACGAGGCCGUACCCCGGCGGCGUGGGCCUCAGCAGCGGCAGGGGCCCCCUCGGGGAUCGUCCCGGUGGCAUGUCAAUCUCCUCGAUCGUCUGGUCCGCGAUCACCUUCCCUUUGUCCCUAGCGCAGUCGAUACUGCUCCUCAUCGCCCGCAUCUUUCGCCUUCGAAGCUUGUUCCCCGGGCUAUUCGGCGGCGCGCCCGGGUCGGAUGGGUGGUCCCGGAUGCCCAAGGUCGACCCUCGCAUCUGCGCAGAGAGGUUCGUGCGCGAGCUAGAGGAGGAGACUGGCGCCACCUCUGGCCCUCGCAGCGCCUUGCCAGCGGCCGCGAGCGAAGCUUCAUCCACGUCGCGCUCGAGGGACGGUACAGGGCCGCCGCCGGCGCCACGGAUCCCUCCGUUCCACAUCGGUGGCUACUCGGAUGCACUCAAGCUGGCAAAGGAGCAGAUCAAGAUCCUCAUGGUCGUGCUGACCAGCCGCGAGCACGGCGACGCCGAACACUUCCGCAGAAAGGUGCUCGUCGACGAAGAGCUCGUCGAGCUCGUCUCGCGGCCAGACUUUGUCGUGUGGGGUGGCGACGUUCGCGAGCGAGAGGCGUAUCAGGUCGCUACCCAGCUCGAGGCCACAACCUAUCCCUUUGUCGCCUUUAUCGCACUACAGCCGGCGCGGGCAGCACGCAGGGCCGCCUCUUCGCAGAGCGGGGCAUCGAGCUCCUCGCCCCGUCCGGCAGUGCUCUCUCGCCUCGAAGGGUCGCCGAUGACGGCCACGUCGGCGCAGUCGAUCUCGUCCCACAUCGCCGACGUGCUGCUGCCGCGCACCAGGACGUACCUCGACCGGCUGAGGAGCGAAAAGAGGCGCAGGGAGAUCGAGCGCGAGCUCAAGGCCGAGCAGGACCGCGCCUACGAAGAGGCAAGCCGCCGGGACGCGGAGCGCGUGGCCCGCAAGCGCGAGGAGGAACGGCAGCGCGCCCUCGAGGCCGAGCGGCAGCGUCGAGCGCAGGCAGAGCUCGAGGCGCAGCAACAGAAGCGCCGCGCCUGGCUCGGCUGGGCCAAGCGCCACCUGGUGCCCGAGGAGCCGUCGGCAGGUCAGCCGGCGAUACGCCUCGCCUUCCGCCUACCGGACGGCAAGAACCUGUCGCGCAGCUUCCAGCCAUCGGAUCGCCUUGAGUCGGUCUUUGCCUACGUCGAGACGCACGCCGCCGGCGUCGAUGAGCAGGACAGCGCGGCCCUCUCCGUCCCGCCGUCCGAGUACGAGCAUCGUUACGACUUCACCCUGGUGCUCGGCUAUCCGCGGAAGCAGAUCGGUCCAGAGCUGCUAGCGGUGGGCGCGGACGGCAGCGGCAAGACGCUGGGCGACAUUGACGGCCUGGCACCGAGCGCCAACCUCAUCGUCGAGGGCAAAGUAGGGCGCGCCAGCUUGUCGGCCCAGGACGACGACGACGACGAUAGCAGCGACAGCGACAACGACGACUGA